CGUUGGAACUUGGCAGGCUGAAGCGAUGGGACGGAGGAUGGUGAUGGUGGCGGAGGCGCUUCCGAGCUCCUGAGCCCGCCGCUCUGUGGCCAUGGGGCUGGGCUCGAGCUCCGAGGUUCCCGACGGGGGCUCCGAGGGCUAUCAUGUCCACGGGGUUCAGGAAAACUCUCCAGCUCAACAGGCUGGAUUGGAACCAUUCUUUGAUUUCAUCCUCACAAUAGGACACACCAGAUUGAAUAAAGAAGGUGACACCCUGAAGGAUCUGCUGAAAGCCAACGUGGAGAAGCCAGUGAAGCUGGAGGUUUACAACAUAAAAAUGAUGAAAGUGCGUGAGGUGGAGGUGAUCCCCAGCAACAUGUGGGGAGGGCAGGGCCUUCUGGGGGCCAGCGUGCGGUUCUGCAGCUUCCAAGGAGCCAACGAACAUGUGUGGCAUGUGCUGGAUGUGGAGCCAGCGUCCCCUGCAGCGUUAGCUGGCCUGAACCCGCACACAGACUAUAUUAUUGGAUCGGAUCAGAUACUGCAAGAGUCGGAAGAUUUCUUCGCGCUGAUUGAAUCCCACGAGGGGAAACCUUUGAAGCUGAUGGUCUAUAACACGGAAACGGAUUCCUGUCGCGAGGUUUUUGUCACCCCCAAUGGAGCCUGGGGUGGAGAAGGAAGUUUAGGGUGUGGCAUCGGAUACGGCUAUUUGCACAGAAUUCCAACGCAGGCGGCUGUACCAAAGAAAAAACCUGAAGCCGGUGCCCCUCCUCCUUUGCCCUCAGGGGACACACCUCCCGAGCCGCCAACCAAUGGUUACACGGAGGCUCCGCUGUUGGCACCGAACUCCCAAAGUGAAGAAGCUGCGAGCUUAGAUUACAGCACGGAUCAAAGUGUGAAUAUGUAUUCAGUAGAAAACUCGCUUCACCCACCUCCUCCUGUCCAGAGAGUCAUGGAUCCAGGUUUUAUAGAUAUGUCUGGAGCCUCUUUUCCUGAAUUAAUUGACUUAGUGAAAACAGUCAAUGUGCCUUCUUCCUCUGCUUCUUUCAACGUAACAGACACUUUUGCAGCAACUGAUAGCUUACUAACUAAUAGUGGAACUCAUUCAUAUUUUGACCAUGCUACAAUUCCGGUCUCAGAAGAUUCAACGUCGUAUUCAGAGGGCAUGAGUCCUCAGCCAGAAUUAGAUGAAGAGAUGCCUUCAGUUUCUUCUUUACCAUCUCUUCCAAUGGAUAUCUCUCUAAACUCAACGUCUAGAGCUGAUGCUGGUGCUCAAGAAACUGUUCUGCCUUCAGAUGGAGCUGAGAGCCCCGUAUUACCCAAAGCAUUACAUCCCGACAGCGAUGACAAAGAACCCCAGGAAUCAACAGAUGAAACGGCACUGAACUAGCUCUAAACGUGACACCCCCCUGCCCAACAUUUUGGAGCCUGCCACGUGCUUGAAGGAUAAUCACACCAGAGGAUCUGGCUCUGUGAUGCCCAGAAACAUUCAUUCAUUCAUUCUGUUGCUGCAUCACAGCAAUAGUAUAUACGAAGUCAAGCUGCCUCCACCAGCAGCACCCUGCAAUCACGAUCAGUUGCUGGCUGCGAGGUUUGAACAUCUGUUACUGCUGCUCAGUGAUAACACUGACAAUUUAACUUGUGAAGUAUUUUUUUAAUGAAAUGCUAACAUAUAGGAAGGUUGCCUGUCUCUAUGCCAUAAUCUAGCCUUCCCCAACCUGGUGCCUUCCAGAUGUUUGGGACUACAACUCCCAACAUUCUGGAACAUUGGCUAUACUGGCUUGGGCUGAUAGGUGUUGGAAUCUAAAACAUCUGGAGGGUAUCAUGCUUGGGAAGGCUGCUAUAAACAAAUUGUUUAUCCGCUGUGAACAUUUAACUGAUAAGCACAUAAAAUGUUGAUUUCAAUGGAACGUUUUAGCUACCUUUCCAACUUGCAGCUUUUAAGUGUGACCAUUGGUCAUUCUCCCACUUCCUAAAACAUCCUAAAGCCUUGUUACACUGAAAUUAUUUCAUUUUUCAUCUCUUAACCAUUUUAAUUAUUUCACAAGAAUGUUUAUAAUUUGAACCAACAUCUUUGACACCAAGGUAAAAUUUGGCUCAUAGUGAAAAUAGCAUGUAAAUUAUUUUUCUUCAAAUUCUAAGGACAUGAUAGAGGAGAGAGCAUGUGCAAAUGCAAUGUGUAUGCACCAGGCAUUAUGGGGCCUAUGAGAUCAUGUAUACAUCUGCCUUAUUCCCAUGCAGCUUCCCUUUCCCACUCAGUGUGGGUUACUUGAAUUUGGCAUUCUUGUGUCCAGGUGAGAGAGAGACUUGGAUGGGGAUAAGGGAUGUGCAUGCAGACUAACUGAUUGCAGAUUAUGCUAAAUAAAGGCAGAAGUAAUCCUAUGUAGCAACUUUGCUUACGGUAGACUGAAUUCUGGAUCUAAACAGUCAAUUUACUCUCCUAUUGAAUAAUUUGCUUGUCACUGCAGAAAUCUUGCUUGCAGCCAAAUGGGAAAACUGGCUUGGGUGAGUAGUUUAAAGGUGAAAAUACUCUAGUAACUUAGUUUUAUACUUGGUUGCAUUUUAGAUGGAGAUUAGACGUUGCUCAAAAUGUUCUCGCGAGCCUUUGUAAAUGAUUUAAGGCUGAGAUCCUAAACAUAUGUAUGGUGAAAUAAGUUAAUGGAAUUUUAACUUCUAUUGAUUUCAGGUGUAUGUUGACAAGCAAACAAGCUACCAGUGUAGUGGGACUGUGCCUCUGAUGGAGCAGUUCCCUCCUGUGGGGGUUAAACCUUCCCCCUGAGCACUGCUAAAAGUCAACGUGUCUUUCAAUAUGAAUAAUGGCGAUUCUGAUUUACACUAGCUGUGCUCAUCUUCCGAAAUGGUUUUUAAUGAAUCUUUUAUUUUCUGGUUCUAUUUCUUGGACUGGAAAUAAACCCUUUUUGAGAAGUUGACGAAGGCCCAGUGUUUAUUUCUGUACAGGCUUUCCAUAGCUAUGUGGGUUCUCCUCAGGCCUAUGUUUAGCACGAGACUGGUUCCACUAACUGACCCCUCAUUGCAGAACCACAAUUUCCUAGAAGAGUUUAGAUGUGCCAUAGAUCCAACCUGAGCUCUUUGUUACUAUAGGAGUCAGGGGGAAGGGACAAAUUUAACUCCACAACAUGUAUCCCUACCCCGACUUUAAUACUCAUUGUUGGGAUACCAUAAGCUGUUGAAGGGACCAAGUUCCUUUCCUUCCAGCUUUCAUUUAAACAAACAAAAAUUAGUGAAAUUAGACCUUAGAGCAUCAGGGGUGUGCAUAGUGUCCCUGUCAUCUGAGUGUGCCUCCUCCCUACCCCCCGCCAGUUCAAAGCUUGCCAUGGUGAAUCGGUAAGGUCUGAACUUGCAUUUGCUUGAACACACGGUAAGCUCUCCAUGUGAUUGCAGAGCCUGCCCUAUUAGGGUUCCCGGCCACACAAAGCAGCCAUUCUGCAUAGUUGCAUUAUUGGUAUCCGCAAGGCUCCUUUCAUCGGCCUCCCUGGGACCAGCUGCCAUUUAGUUCUUUCCUUCCGUGUUGCAAACUCUAUACAGCGUUAAACCAUGGAUCUAUCUAGCUCAGGGGUAGGCAAUGUCAGGAGGUCCAAGGGGCAUUUUCAUACCCUCUCCUCCAUGGGUGCCAGAAAUGGAAAAAACAAAACAAGUUUUUAAAACAUGGCUUCAGGAACUGGUAGACAGCAUGAAAAGGGUUCUUAAAAAAACUGGAUUCCCCCUAAAUUUCAUGGACUGGCAGGGUCCACGUAUAGAAGCUGCACGCAGCUCAUAGGGCAUGUUGUGUACUCCUGAUCUAGCUCACUAUUACUUAUUGAUAGCAGUUCUCUAGCGCAGGGGUAGAUAACUUGUAGCCCUGUAGACAUUUUGUCCUACAACUCCCUCCAUCCCUCUAGCAUUGGUUAUGCUGGCUUGGGCUAAUGAGAGCAAUAGGUUCAAACAUCUGGAAGGCCAGAAUUUAUGCCUCCUGACCAGGGUCCUUCCCAGCUCUACCUUAAGAAGCCAGACAUUGAAGCUAGGACCUGCUGUAUGCAAACUAUGUACUCUACCACUAUGCUACAAUUGAAGGAGGUAGCAGAGCUAAGCUUUGUAACUGCCUUGAAGUCUUCUUAAGUGGAAAGGCAGGGAAAAGAUGCCCCAAGUAGGGAUGUAUGUACAUGCACACAUAAACACAAACGGCAUAUAUGUAAGCCAGACAUCGCAGGGGAGUCUAUAAGAUGGGAUAGUGUGUGUUAGAGGUUCGUAGUACUGUUUUGCAAAAAGAUUAGGUACUUAACAUUUCCAAUCAAGAUCUAGGUCACAUCGAUGUAUUCAUGCAUUUGUGCUACCCCCUAUUAAGAUGCUGCAGUAGCUGUGGGUAUAUACCACUUGAAGUACAUAUUUUCUUAACACAUCUUUAAAGAAAUAACCAAAACUGCUUAGACCAAAAUUGUUAGCUAAAGUUUUUUUUAUUUCUAUACAAUUGUGAAAUACAUAUUUGUCCUUUUGGCAUUGCAGGCCCCCUGUCAAUCUUUCCUGAAACUACAUUACUUGGAUUGUAGAAAAUAAAGUUCAGUAUCUUGGCUGAUUU
Messenger RNA from Elgaria multicarinata webbii, 4549 nucleotides. It is a transcript of the gene GORASP1, whose product is annotated as golgi reassembly stacking protein 1. The record is from RefSeq and is a predicted model, not a curated record. Gene Ontology annotation, biological process: Golgi organization. Gene Ontology annotation, molecular function: protein binding. Gene Ontology annotation, cellular component: Golgi apparatus. NCBI's taxonomy places the organism in Eukaryota, Metazoa, Chordata, Lepidosauria, Squamata, Anguidae. The transcript is spliced from 9 exons. Bases 92 to 1366 code for a protein of 424 amino acids.